This is a messenger RNA of Populus nigra (black poplar), 621 nucleotides long. Its product is annotated as LRR receptor-like serine/threonine-protein kinase RGI2. Bases 1 to 621 code for a protein of 206 amino acids. The transcript is spliced from 10 exons. NCBI's taxonomy places the organism in Eukaryota, Viridiplantae, Streptophyta, Magnoliopsida, Malpighiales, Salicaceae. The record is from RefSeq and is a predicted model, not a curated record. Gene Ontology annotation, molecular function: protein binding.
AUGGACACUUUUCAUGGAUCCUAUGUGCAUGUAAGAAAGAGCAAACUUGCCUACAACAAUCUUGAUGGUGAAAUCCCUCGGAACCUGACCGGUUUACAAUCGCUUGGCUAUUUGGAUCUUCAAAGCAAUAAAUUGACAGGCAGUAUACCAGACAGCAUAAGUUAUUGUAAAAAUUUGACAGCCAUCAUUCUUCGGCUCAACAACCUGGGAGGUAACAUAACUCAAAGUUUGGGCUCACUCUCUAAGCUACAAAUUCUGGAUCUUUAUAGUAACUCGUUGUCAGGCCAUAUUCCUGUCGAACUGGGAAACCUGUCUUCCCUCCAUACUUUGUAUCUGGAUGACAAUGAUCUCGAGGGAAACCUUCCUAAGGAACUUGGGUAUUUGAUCAAACUUAAAAAACUCUACUUGUCAUCCAACAAGUUUAACGGAAGUAUUCCUGAGACAUAUGCCCAACUUGUCAAUAUGGAAGAGUUUGUAGUUGGUGGAAACAAUUUGUCUGGUAAGAUACCUAAUUAUUUUGGAAAUUGGGUCAAUCUCACCAAACUGAUUCUUAUAGGAAAUAAUUUUAAAGGGAAUCUGACUGCAGAAACUUUUAGUCUGCCACAAUUGAAGUUAUUAUAG